GUUGGCCAACCUAUUACGUCACACAAACCCGGAAGUUGUUUGUCUUCUCCUGACUGGAAGCAGAUGAGCUGCAGUGAAAUCUCCAGUUUAUCGAUAAAGUAAUCUUCAUCCACCAACGUCACUGACUCCUGGUGUGUGUGUGUGUUUGAAGAGUUGUGUGCAUGUGUGAGUGUGUGUUUUGAUUGUGCUUUGGGAUAAUGUACAGUGCUGAUCAGGACCAGGAAGAGUUGGAAGAUGAUCUCUAUCAAGAGGAUGAAAGGGACUCUGAAGGGUCAGAGGUCAACAGUGAGCUGGAGUUUCACCUCUACAGUCAGCUUCACUACUCUUCCAAUCAUGGGGAUUUGGCGGAUGAAGAGGAGGAGGAUAGCCACCAAAAAGGGGAGCUUGGGAAGCAUACAGAUAAGGACAAUGACCUGAAAGAUUUAAAAGACAAAAAGCCCCUAUCCUUUUCCAAUGAUAAUGUUCAGGAACCCCCUAAGAAAAAGAAAGCGGAGAAACAGAAAAAGAGGAAAAGUGAACCUAAAACUCAGAUGUUGUCAUCAUCACAUUUUGAGGAAGUCAUUGUAAUUGACUCCAGCCCUGAUGUCAUCUCCAUCUCUGAAAAUGACACUGCAGAUGAUGAUGUGGGAAUCUGUGCCUUAAAGGGCCAAAGCUCCCACCUGCAGCAGACCUCUACCCCCGCACAACAGGAAACCCGAAAAAGGAAAAGGAGUCUUGUCCCAGUAAAUCUGGUCUCCAGCUGUUCAGAUUCGGAUUCAGAAGAGUCUGAGUCCGCAUCAGAGUCUGAGUCAUCUGAAUCAUCAGAGUCGUCUGAUUCAGACGGGCUGGAAAACUGGAUGAUACUGGGUGGAGGAAAGCAUGAUGGAGACCAGUCCAUCUCACUCAAUCUUGAAGGGGAGCCUGACAGCAGCACAGAUGCUGAAAAAGAAGAAGAAGAAAAAGAAGAAAGCUGGUUGGUCUCAAGCAAAGACAAGGAAGCUCAGAUCUAUAACAAAGACAAAGGUCCGAGGUUGGCAGUGCAGCGAGUAUCAAACAGAUACUAUACUGGGAAGAACGUCCAGUGUAGAAACUGCAACAGGACUGGACAUCUUUCCAAGAACUGCCCAGAUCCUAAGAAGCUGUCGCCCUGCUUUCUGUGUGGCACAAAUGGCCACAUGUCCAGUGCGUGUCCCAAUAAGCACUGCAACAAUUGUGGUCUACCCGGGCACCUCUACGAGUCCUGCAGUGAGAGGGCUUACUGGCACAAACAGUGCCAUCGCUGCAGCAUGACAGGACACUUCUUUGAUGCUUGUCCAGAGAUCUGGAGACAGUACCACAUUACCACUAAAACUGGUCCUCCUUUAAAGAAGCAAGGAAAAGACACGGGUCAGUCCCCUGCCUACUGCUACAACUGCUCCCAGAAAGGGCACUUUGGUCAUGAGUGUACACGGCAGAGGAUGUUCAAAGGUGUUUAUCCCAGCACACCAUUCAUCAGCUACUAUGACUCGGUGGAGGACAUUAACUGCAGACAGCACAGGCUAAGGCUGAAGGUUAAAGGGAUGAGGAAAAAUGGUUACUUGCCUACUCCUUCUCAGUCCCCUGUCACUCCUGGGCCACCAAAGAAGAAACAGAAAAUUAGCCAAUGCAAAAACAACCACAAGCUUUACCACACACCUCACAAAACCCCAAACGACCACAACCCGAGUCCCAGUCAUAUAUUUUUUAAUGAUAAGUUUAGGGACUCAACGCCCAAAGCAAAGAGGUUCAAACAGCAGGAUGGUGGUGGUAGCGUAAAACCAUGGAAACCUAAAAGGCCCGUACCCACCUCAAAAGACCCACAUCCACCAGCUAAAUUAAUUGUAGAUGAAGCUGAUGACUUUCCCAGAGGGGGUGGGCCAGAAGAAAACAGAAAGAAGAAGAGGAAGAGGAAACAUAAAAAGAAACGCGUUUCUUUAUCUGUGCCAGAGGGACAGGUAUACUCGAGACCAGACCAGCUAUGUUGGACUGGGAAUGGGAGGAAGCAUGGAUCAGCAUCAAAGCAUCAGAGAAAUCAUCCCCACAGGGUCGCUAAUAAAAAACAUGACUCACAGAUGUACCCAACAGAUGAGAAUCUGUUCAUCAUCAAACAGCGGAAGCGCAGCAGAUAGCAUCGGUUGGUGUGAGAUGCAGAGGUGUCGCGCAAUUUAUUCACUCUGAAACAGUUGAUUUGGUCAUUGUGGCUUCGAGGCUCUUUUUACAGAUGUUUGGACAUCUCAGUAGGAAAAACAAAUGUGCAAACAGUGGGAUCAGUGAGAGCUGAGUUCCACUUGAUUCACUCUUAAUUCUGGCUUAUUGUCGGAGCAUUCUCAUUUCUAAUUAUUAGUAGCACCUGUACUUUUCCUGUAAUGAAAACUGUCAGAGCUGCUUUUUCAGUUGCACAGCUGCUCUAAUUCAUACUGUUCAAACAGGAGACGUCAUUAAUACUGAAGUGAUCAGUGAAGAAAUGCAGUCUGUGGUCACUCUGUUGAUAAAUUGUUAGUAAGCUUCAUUUUUAAAUACUCUCAGUGAAGCUGGGUGACGUGUCUUUAAGGAACUGGGAUUAACUUAGUUUGACCAAGCUGUUAUCUCUACGGUAGACUACUUCUUUGGUAUUUGCAUAUUCUUUUUAUAGCUUUGUUCUAGUUAGUUGCCACACAUUACAGCAUACAGAUAAGAUAAUUUAGUUGUUGCUUCUGCUGUAAUCAUGGGUGUUAAGCUGUCAAUGUUUCUGACUGAAGCCAAAACGAUGAGGGUUUUUAGAAGAAGAAAUUCCUGUUUUGUUUUGUUUUUUUUGGUAACUCCUCUAAUUAUUGAUCGAACAAUGUAAAUACAUCUAUUACUAACAGUGUUUGACAAAUAUUUGAUGCUAAUCUUCAGUCACAAGAUAAGUGUCAUUUACGAAUUACUGAUUGUAUUAGCUCUCUAUCCUUUAAUGGUGUGUUUUUUUGUUUGUUUGUUUAUUUUUAUAACAAGCAGAAACCCUAACACUCAACACUGAACAGUUGGAAACACUUAAAUAAUUUCUGAUUGCCCAAAACCCUCUGUGAAAAUAAAAAAGUUGAAUCUU
Molecule: messenger RNA, 3064 nt
Organism: Melanotaenia boesemani (Boeseman's rainbowfish)
Lineage: Eukaryota; Metazoa; Chordata; Actinopteri; Atheriniformes; Melanotaeniidae
Gene: zcchc7
Product: zinc finger, CCHC domain containing 7
Exons: 10
Coding region: 198-2126 (642 amino acids)
Molecular function (GO): zinc ion binding; nucleic acid binding
Source: RefSeq, a predicted model, not a curated record